AUGGUUGCCACAGACAAUUGUUUUUUACCAUCUGACUUGUUGCAAUAUGCCGAAAUGUUACUGAAAGAGUCCCUCGGUGAGACUAACAACUACAGUUGGUUGAAAGCCAGGCACAUUCAACCAGAAAUAAUAGAAUCUAUAAAGGACUUACAAAAGUUAAAGCCGAUGGUAUUCCAGAUGACCUCAGAAAACUGCGCCAAAAUCGCUGUCAAACUUGACAACUUGACAGACGGUGUAUAUUCAGCUGCCGCCAUUUUAUCAACCUUUAAGAAACUGGUGCAUGAGCAAUACAGCAUCCAAUUAUUGGAAUCUAGCGUGAAGAGUGCGAAAGAGAGGAAGAAUAAAAAGAAUAACAGGGUUCAACCUAUACUGACACCUGAUGGGAGGCUCCCGACAGUUUCCUUUAUAUUGCAUUGA
Messenger RNA from Arctia plantaginis, 417 nucleotides. NCBI's taxonomy places the organism in Eukaryota, Metazoa, Arthropoda, Insecta, Lepidoptera, Erebidae. The record is from the annotation of a GenBank genome assembly.